UUAGACGACAUGGAGCUAUCGUUUAUCAAUCAAAUGACUAGCGGUAUACUGGGCUGAUGUUAAUGGAAUUGGAGGAUCAUGAGCAGAAACCACCACUGUCUCAACAAAAAUUACUACAAUUCUUUGCUACACUACCAGUCACAUGCUCCGCUUUCUCUUCUCCCUCAACAACGAAAAGACCCAUUUCAAAAAGAUAUAUCUGACGUGGUUCCUCAUUUGACACGUCCUUUUAGUAGAAUUUUGAGGUUGAAGCCUGAAGAUGUGCUUGCAUUAUUACUUGGUUUCCAAUUACAAUGUGGAAAAGUUGAUGUUAGUAGUUCAAAAGUUGAGUCUUUAUGGGGGAUUUUUAAGUGUGUUAGUGAUCAAGACAAGGGUUUCAAGCAUUUGCCCAAGUCAUGUGAGGUUAUGGGAUUGGUUCUUAUUAGAUAUGGGAUGUUUAGAGAGGUUCAGCUACUGCUUUUGGGAAUGGAAAAGCAAGGAAUUUCGUUGGAUAACAAUGAAAUAUAUUCUAAGUUGAUUGAAGGGUAUGUUGGUGCUAGUGAUUUGGAGAGAGCUGUGCUUAUGUAUGAUCGAAUGAGAGAGAUGAAUUCGGCUCCAUCGUUGUUGUGUUAUCAUGUUCUGAUUGAUCUCAUUGUGAGAAUGAGGAGAACUAGAUUGGCAUUUCGAGUUUGUUUUGAUAUGGUGGAUAGUGGGAGUAAUUUGGGUGAUAGGGAGAUAGCUAGCGUUGAGAAAGUUGUUAGAUUACUCUGCGAGGAUGAAAUGGUUCAAGAAGCAAGGAAGGUUAUGAGGAAGGUUAUGGCUUUAGGUUUUGGGUCCCGCGGCAUUUUUAUUGAUGAGAUUGCUUCUGGGUAUUGUUCGAAGAAGGAUUUUGAAGAUUUGCAUAGUUUUCUAGUUGAAAUGAAGUGUUCGCCAAAUGUGUUGGUUGGUAAUAAGAUUAUAAAUGGCUUCUGCCGCAAUUAUGGUGUAGAGAGAGCUGACAUUUUCCGGUUAGAACUGGAGGAUUUAGGUUUUAGGUCUGAUGAAAUAACGUUUGGUAUCUUGCUGGGUUGGUGUUGCUUUGAUGGAAAUUUGAGGAGUGCCUUCAUUUAUCUGUCAGAUGUUUUAUCACGAGGCUUAAAGCCAAGUAUAUGGUCGUACAAUGCCUUAAUCGGUGCAAUGUUUAGGGAGGGAAUGUGGAAACAUGCCCGAGAUGUUCUCGAUGAAGUGGUUAAUAUGGGAAUGACCCCAAAUUUAUCAGUUUUCAGAACUCUCGUGGCAGGAUUCUGCAAAGUUAGACAAUUUGAAGAAGUGAAGAUGAUGGUACAUGAGAUGGUGAACUGUAAUUUGAUUGAAUCCUCUUCUCUGGAGAAUCCACUUUCCGAGGCAUUCAAGGUCUUGGGGUUUAGUCCAUUAUCUAUAAGGUUGAAAAGGGAUAAUAAUGUGGGAUUUUCUAAGACAGAGUUUUAUGAUAGCCUUGGAAAUGGGCUCUAUUUGGAUACAGAUCUAGAUGAGUAUGAAGAAAGAUUAAAUGGGAUUCUUCAAGGUUCUGUGAUACCUGAUUUUAAUUUGCUUAUAAGCACGGAAUGCAAUGAAGGGAAUUAUAAGGCCACAUUACCUUUGAUAGAUGAAAUGGUCCAAUGGGGUCAAGAACUGUCUGUGUCUAUCCUAUCAGCAUUAGUGAAGCAGCUUUGUGCAUCCCGAUCACAUAUCAGGGCAUCCAUCCAUCUUAUUGAGAAAAUGCCAAAGUUGGCUAACCAACUAGAUGAUGAUGUUCUUAAUUUGCUUGUCCGAGCAUACUGCAAGAGUGGAUUGGUAUACAAGGGGAGGUUGAUUUUUAAUCAGAUGCUUCUUAGGGAUGCAAGAAUUGAGAAUGAGAUUUACACUGAUUUAUUAGGUGGAUUAUGUAAGAAGGGAAAAUUGAGAGAUUUUCAUGAUUGCUGGGAUAUUGCUCGAAAUAGAAAAUGGUUACCAGGGUUAGAGGAUUAUAAAUCUCUUGUUGAUUGUCUAUGCAAUUGUAGGAUGCCAAGGGAAGCACUGGAGCUUUUUGAAAGCAUGAUGGUAUUCCAUCCUCACUCUAGAGUUGAAAUUUGUCAUUGGUAUCUUGAAAAGCUCUCUAUCACAGGCUUUACGAGCAUUGCACACAAGUUGGUGGAUGAACUGCAAUAUCAGGGUUUCUUCGUUGAUGAAAUUUCUUAUAACCACAUAUUAAGAGGGUUAUGCAAGGAGAAAAAUUAUACUGCAGCCUUCACAAUAUUGGAAGAAAUGUUGGCUAGGAACUGGAUUCCAUGCUUGGAUGUUUCUCUUUUUCUGAUUCCUCAGUAUUGUAGUGCUAAUAGACUAGAUAAAGCCAUUUCUUUAAGAGACAUUAGUUUGAUAAAGCAACCAGAAUCUGAGUUUUCUGUCAAUUAUGCUCUAGUUAGAGGAUUUUUCCAGACCGGCAAGGUUGGAGAAGCAGCUAGUCUAGUGCAGGAUAUAUUGUUGAAGGGGGAAUUUACUAAUCCUGAAAUUUAUAACAAUUUGUUGCAAGGAUAUUGCCAAGCUAAUGACUUAAGGAUCGUAAGACAGCUGCUUAGUGUUCUGAUACGAAAUUUUUUAAGCCUCUCAAUCUCAAAUUACGAGAAUUUAGUACGCUUGAUGUGUACGCAUGGUAGUUUUACUUCUGCUUUAAGUCUGAAGGCGCUGAUGCUAGCAAACAACAGGUAUGAUAGCCUCAUCAUUUACAACAUUUUGAUGUUCUAUCUUCUCUCAGCUGGGCGCAGUGUGCAUGUGAUUAAAGUUCUGGAUGAGAUUCAGGAGAAGGGAUUACUUCUUAAUGAGGUUUCUUAUAAUUUUCUCAUUUACGGGUUUUCAAAAUGUAAAGAUGUGGCUAGUGUGCAACACUAUCUAUCUACAAUGAUUUCUAAGGGGUAUAGGUCAAACAAUCGCAGCUUACGAACAGCAGUGACGUGUUUAUGUGAUCUUGGACGACUUAGUGAUGCCUUGGAGUUGAGUCGAGAAAUGGAAAAGAGAGGUUGGGUUCAUGGAUCGGUUGUUCAGAAUGCAAUUAUCGAAGGCCUUCUUUCUCAUAAUAAGCUUCAAGAAGCUGAAUAUUUUCUGGACCGCAUGGAAGAAAAAGAUCUAAUUCCUAAUACAAUCAAUUAUGAUAAUCUAAUUAAGCGGUUUUGUUUCUACGGAAGAUUGAAUAAGGCGGUUGAUCUUCUGAACAUAAUGCUGAGAAGAGGAAAUCUCCCCAACUCUGCUAGCUAUGAUGCUGUUAUUCAUGGUCUCUGCUUAAGGAAUCAACUAAGUGAAGCAAUGGAUUUCCAUUCCGAGAUGUUGCAUAAGGAUCUUAAACCAAGCAUGAAGAAUUGCGACAUGCUUGUCCGCAAACUUUGCCAAUUCGGACAAACUGGAGAAGCAGAAAAGCUCCUUAUUUCCAUGUCUCAGUUAGGUGAAACUCCAACAAAAGAAAUGUACUCAGCUGUCAUUAAUAGAUAUCGUGCUGAAAAUAAUUCGAGUAAGGAAUCUGAGCUCAUACGAGUAAUGCAACAGAGUGGUUAUGAGCCAGAUUUUGACACUCACUGGUCUCUCAUAAGCAAGUUACAGCAUUUUAAAGACAAAGGUAUUCAUAAAGACGACGAUAAUAGCAACAGCAGCGAAGGUUUCCUGUCUAGGCUUCUUUCUGCAAGUGGAUUUUCUGAUAAAAAGGAUUCCAAAUUCAAAAUGGGAUGAUACACCCCGUAAAGAUAACUCUUCUUAGCUUCAUUCAUUGAUAUAUUACAUUAUUUCAUUUGUCGAUACAAUGUUAUGUGGAUAGUCGAUGGCCUGUAUGUAUAUGGCUAUGUUGCGCAAUUUUUAUUUUUAUUUUUUUGAGUUUUAUGUUUUAGCGUUUCUGUUUCUAGAAACGCUUUUGAAACUUCAUCCCCUAACUCUAUAUUAAUAAAAUGUUCUUAUAACAAA
Molecule: messenger RNA, 3918 nt
Organism: Mercurialis annua (annual mercury)
Lineage: Eukaryota; Viridiplantae; Streptophyta; Magnoliopsida; Malpighiales; Euphorbiaceae
Product: pentatricopeptide repeat-containing protein At5g15280, mitochondrial
Exons: 2
Coding region: 79-3690 (1203 amino acids)
Molecular function (GO): protein binding
Source: RefSeq, a predicted model, not a curated record